AGGAAAAAAAAUUGCUUACAAGUGUGCACGAAAAGACGUAAUUUUUCCAAAGUGUCAAUGUAAAUAUUGCAAAUUGAAAUACUGAGAAUGUUGGUUGAAUGUGAUUGUGUGGUUAGCUUUACACACUCGGAAUUUAUAAUUUUGUGCUGAUAACAAUUUUUUUUCUCACCAAAAGACUUUAACUUGUGAAAUCAAUUUUUGAUGAAUAAAUCCCUGAAUAAUUAAUACACAAUCAAGUUAAAAUAAAACAGAACUGAACACGAGAAUUAAGUGGCAAAAGGAAAGUGAAAAAUUAAAGCUUAAAAUUGCAAUUUCAUCUGAAAUAAGUGUAUGUAAACCAAAUACGUUGAGAUUGCAUCUUUGGAGCAGCAAAUCACUCAAUAAAAGGAAAUUACAAUUCUGGCAAGCUGGCGAAUUUACCGAAUAAUUCAUCUCACCCAGUGCCCGUAUUGUGGCGAACACGUAGGAAAGGCGAAAGAAAUAUUCUCAAAAAUAUCUCAUAUCCUAAAUUACAAAGAAAAACAAACUCAUCGCUUGUGUUUGCAACAAAAUGUCAACAUUUCUUGAAAAAAUUUUUGAGCACUUCAAACGGUCACGAAACCGAAAAGUUUGUUUUGAAAAGAAAGCCAUUAAGUGAUGAAGAAGAUCUUCAAAGAAUAUCAGAGUUUACUAUAUAA
Clunio marinus is the source of this 677-nucleotide messenger RNA. The record is from the annotation of a GenBank genome assembly. NCBI's taxonomy places the organism in Eukaryota, Metazoa, Arthropoda, Insecta, Diptera, Chironomidae.